Molecule: messenger RNA, 1289 nt
Organism: Patella vulgata (common limpet)
Lineage: Eukaryota; Metazoa; Mollusca; Gastropoda; Patellidae
Product: cytochrome P450 2U1
Exons: 7
Coding region: 146-916 (256 amino acids)
Molecular function (GO): heme binding; oxidoreductase activity, acting on paired donors, with incorporation or reduction of molecular oxygen; iron ion binding
Source: RefSeq, a predicted model, not a curated record
CGGUACAAGGUUCGACCAUGACGAUCCCGAGUUCAAUCUCCUGUUGGAUCACCUCGAUUUCCUGUUCAAGAAUGCCGGAGUUGCCGUUCCAGAGAACUUCUUCCCAUUUAUCGCCAAUUUACGGAGCAACAAACCGGCUCAGAAAAUGAUUCAUAAUGAUAAAGAAAUCCAGAAAUUUGUUUUAAAAAAGAUUGAAGAACAUCGCCAGAGUUUUGAUCCAACAUUAACACGUGAUUUUAUUGACAUGUAUCUAAAAGUUUGUCAAGAUGAAACGCAAGCAUUUAAAGUGAGUGAGAAAGAUGUGUUUCGGGUAACAGUAGAUCUGUUUUUAGCUGGAUCAGAAACAACUGCGACCUCUCUAUGGUGGGUAAUGUUAUACUGGAUACGUUAUCCUCAGAUACAAGAGAAGUGUUAUCAGAACAUCAUGCAGGUAGCCGGAGAUGGAAGACUGGUUAAUCUAACGGAUAAAGUUGAUCUGGUCUAUCUCAUGGCAUUCCUGAAUGAAGUACUUCGUGUAGUUUGUAUAGCACCCACAACCCCACCACGAGCUGUAAGUGAAGAAUUCAAGAUAAACGGUUACACCCUGGAAAAGGAUACCAUGGUCCUGUGCCACAUUAAAUCAGCUCAUUUUGAUACAGAUUACUGGGAUAAUCCGGAAGAAUUUAAUCCGGAUCGAUGGAUUGGACCGGAUGGUAAAAUGAUCAAACACCGGGCGUUUAUGCCGUUUGGAGGAGGUGUAAGAGCGUGCAUGGGAGAAUCUCUGAGCUACAUGGAGCUAUUCCUGUUUGCUGCCAAUCUGUUGCCACGCUACCAGUUUAAAGUUCCGGACGGACGAAAAUCGCCGUCUUUGGAAGGAAAGCAGACGGGAGUGACAAUGCAACCAGAACAAUAUGACAUCAUUGCCGUACCUCGAUAAAAGAUACUCGAGUGGUCGCCAGAGUUUAUAAAAUCUGCUCUGAUUAUUUUCCCUUGUAUAGAAAUGUAUGUAAUUCAAUCUAUUUGAAAUACAGGUGUGGCGUCACCCUUUGAUGUUGACAUACCAUUCAUUAUUUAAAUGCGCAUAAUAUUUGACUAGAGCCAUGGAGUGAUGAUUUCAUAAAUAUGCAUGUCUGUGCGGGAGAGUGUAGAUGUAUUUAGAUGUUUCGAGCAAGACAUUAAGAAAAAUCAAUAUAAACUGCAGUAUCAAUAUGUAUUAAAUCUCGAAUAUUUGAGACCUAGAAAUGGACACAAAUGGGUCGCAACGCAUAUAAUAAUGUAAUACGAAUGUAUAUAAACUUAUUUAGGUUCAA